Gossypium raimondii (Peruvian cotton) is the source of this 1079-nucleotide messenger RNA. RefSeq names its product LOB domain-containing protein 4. Bases 147 to 659 code for a protein of 170 amino acids. The transcript is spliced from 2 exons. Lineage: Eukaryota; Viridiplantae; Streptophyta; Magnoliopsida; Malvales; Malvaceae. The record is from RefSeq and is a predicted model, not a curated record.
CCCCCUCAUAGUCCUCCACCCUACUCCCCUUUCACUCUUAAUCUCAUUUUCUUUUGCUACUUUUCUUCUUCUGAACAUCAUACAUAAGCUCCAAGUAAGUAUUAAAGUUAGCCCUAGCAUAUAUAAGCAGAAGACGAGUGAGAGGCAUGAAGGAGAGUGGGAGGAAGCAAGGGGCAGCCUCACCAUGUGCAGCAUGCAAACUUCUAAGGAGAAGGUGUGCCCAAGACUGUGUUUUUGCUCCUUAUUUCCCUGCUGAUGAGCCCCAGAAGUUUGCUAAUGUGCACAAGGUGUUCGGUGCUAGCAAUGUCAACAAGAUGCUUCAGGAGUUACCCGUCCACCAACGAGGCGACGCAGUUAGUAGCAUUGUCUAUGAGGCCAACGCCAGGGUGCGUGACCCGGUUUACGGCUGUGUCGGAGCCAUAUCAUCACUACAGCAGCAGAUAGACGCCCUUCAAACCCAGUUGGCCCUGACACAAGCAGAGGUGGUGCACCUCCGGGUGAGACAGACUGCAUCCUUUCCACAUGGGUUCUGCCCGACAAGCCCAAGUAAUAGUGGGUCACCCACAUUCAAGCUCAUGGGUUCACAAACCAUGCCCACUUUUGACUUGGAUAUGGUAGUGGAUCAGGCUAGCCUUGGAGAGCCCAUGUGGUCAUUCUAGCUUAAUUUAUCAUAUUAUAUGCAUGUUUAGGCUACAUUUUUGUCACCCUAUAAUGAAUCCCCCUCUUAAUAUAGUCCCUAAAUCCUUUAUAUACAGCAAUUUAUAAAGUAAAGAUAAUGAGAAGCGGUGACUAUAGCGGUGGUGCUGCGGUGGCUAGAGCGGUGGUCAAGGUCAUUUAGCUAAGUUUGGUUUGAAGAGAGUCUCUUGUCAUUAACCAUAUAAUGUACAUAUAAAAUUUAAACUUUAUAUAUAGAGUAAUUUAUAUAAUGGACUGAAGCCAACGUAUGAAUUUCUCCGUUUCUGUACAAUUGAUUUUGAUAGAAGACCACUUAUAUGUUCUGCAUUGGCUUGAUACUAUUAUAGUGUUGGUUUAUCUGAAUUUGGGUGUAAGCACCAUUGUAUGAAACAAAUCCUUUAUCA